Molecule: messenger RNA, 815 nt
Organism: Salvia hispanica
Lineage: Eukaryota; Viridiplantae; Streptophyta; Magnoliopsida; Lamiales; Lamiaceae
Source: RefSeq, a predicted model, not a curated record
AUGGGUGAUGCGGGACACAUUCUCGGUAUCAAGGUUCUUAGGAACCGAGCAAAGAGAAUGUUGUGCUUAUCCCAAGAAUCUUACAUCGAAACAGCAUUGUUGAAAAAGGUUAUAACUAGGGAAGAAUGGGAAAAGAAGCUCAAUAGUGUUACCACCAGGAUCAAGGAUAUGAACAAAUUGGUGAUGAAUUUUCUGGUUACACAGGGUUAUGUUGAGGUUGCGGAAAGAUUCCAACUAGAGAGUUGGAGAAUAGCAGAUAUAGAGCUUGCAACUAUCACAGAUCGUAUGGCAGUACAGAGUGGUAAUGUGGAGGACGCGAUUGCAAAAGUUAAUGAUUUGAACCCUGAGACAUUGGACACAAACCCCCAACUCUUUUUCCAUCUCCAACAACAAAGGUUGAUACAACUCAUCCGCGAUGCCAAGAUUGAAGAAGCUUUGCAGUUUGCUCAAGAACAACUUGCUCCAAGAGGGGAAGAAAAUCAAUGUUUUUUACAAGAGUUGGAGAGGACCGUUGCGCUGCUUGCAUUCGAAGACGUUAGCAAUUGCCCCAUUGGCGAGUUGCUAGAUAUAUCACAGCGCCUCAAGACUGCUAGUGAGGUUAAUGCAGCUAUCCUCACUAGCCAAUGCCAUGAAAAAGAUCCAAAACUUCCGAGCUUAAUGAAAAUGUUGAUGGGGGCUCAAAAUCAGCUGGAUGAAAAGGCUUCUUAUCCUCGACUUAAUGACAUUUCUACUGCAACACUCGAGGAUCCUUCUCUUUGACACCACUGCAACAUCACUUGUAAUUAUGCUAGAUUUAGUAGUGCUCAUGUUUCUAC